CAACAAAAGACGAACGAAACGGAAGGUUCCUUAUCAGCUGAUUAAUUAGCCACUUGGUGUAAAAAAACACAGUCAAUUGAUUAGAUAAGAAAUUGGAAGGUUUUAGAAGAGUUUAGCUCAAUAACUGUUUUAUUGAGAGUCGAAUUUUGAGUUUUGGUGAUUGUUGACUGGAAAUUUUGUGUGAUUUAUUGUUGCUGAAUAUUUAUUGGAAAUUGAGGAUUUUAGGAAUUCUAGGAAUUUGACAAAAAUGGAUCAGAAUAAAGCUAGAGACAUGCCAAAACCGGUGCCGUUUAUCAUAUUUUAUGCACUGUUUGAGAGAUACAGCUCUAUGGGUGUUGCAGCAAUCCUCGCAAUCUUCCUGAACACAAAACUCGGCCUCAGUGAACAUGCAUCGACAGCAAUUUAUCACUAUUUCUAUUUUGCUUCUUAUUUUUUUGGCAUAAUCGGAGCGAUAAUCGCAGACAAUUGGCUUGGUCGAUUUAGGACUUUGUUCUUUGGAAUGUCAAUACUUGGUGGACUUGGGAACUUGUUGCUUGCUGUUGGAACGAUUGCUUAUUUAAGCUAUUUGAUUAACUCAUUCACAACAGUCGCCCUCCUUCUCAUCAGUUUCGGUAUCGGAUGUCUCGAACCAAACCUUCCAGCCUAUAGUGGAGAUCAAUACCGUCUACCACUUGAAGAACGAGGCUUUGCUCUGUGCAUUGGACUUCUGUUCAUCAUGCAGAAUGCAGCUCGAGUUGUUGCCAUGAUUGUCGGACCUGUUUUGAGAUCAAGAACGAAAUGCUUUGGUGCUGAUGACUGUUAUCCUUUAAUCUUUGGAAUAUUUGUUGCUGCAAAGUUCUUUGCUAUCAUGUUGCUUACUUUUGGGAGGAAAUAUGCAGUUGUGGUCACGCCUAGUGGAAAUAUGUUUACGAAAGUCUUAGGAUGUGUUUGGUUCGGCUUAAAAGGUAAAUUCAGCUCAACUGACAACAGAAGCUACAACCACUGGCUUGAUAGAUCCGAGAAAAAAUAUGGCAAACGCAUUGUUGCAGAUACCAAGCGAGUUCUCCACGUCUUAGCUCUCCUUCCUCCACUAGUCAUUACAGCAUCACUUUACUUCCAACAAGCUUCACGUUGGGUCUUUCAGUCACGUCAAAUGGACGGUCAAAUUGGAAGCUUCAACAUAAAACCUGAUCAGGUUCCAUUAGUUAAUGCACUGUCUGUUGUAGUCUUUGUGCCACUUUGUGAAUAUGUCUUUAAUCCAUUGCUCAGCAAAAUUGGAAUCAAAACUAAUCUUCAUCGAGUCAUUCUUGGUGGCUUCCUGUCAGCCACAGCAUUCUUAAUUGCUGCUCUUGUGCAGUUCCAAGUUGAUCAGAGACAAUUGCAUAUGGUUUGGCAGAUCCCACAGCACAUGGUGCUUGCAUUAGGAGAAGUACUCGUUUAUGUUCAGAUCUUACAGUUUGCAUACACACAAGCACCAAAGGAGAUGAAGUCAGUGCUGCAAGCAUUCUUUUCAAUGAUCAUCGGAGGUGGAAACUUGAUCGUUGCCCUUAUCGCAUCAACAAGGCUGUUUGAAUCAAUGGCUUAUGAGUAUCUGAUGUUUGCAGGCAUUGUGUACAUUGCUAUGAUAAUAUUUGCUGUACUAGCUGCAAGAUAUGAGUAUGUUGAUGUCGAGGAACUAGAAAAAUUGGACAAAAUGGCAGAAUAUGAUGGAUUUGAAGCUGUUGAUGAGUCGUCAGCAUUGAAUAAUCCACAGAAAGUAAAGAAAGUUGAGAAUGUUAUGAAAUCUUAUGAGAUGAGAGCAAUUCAUUGAGGAUUUAGAGGUUAGGUUUAAGGAACCUGUAAAAUAGAAUUUUAUAAGUUGAAAUAAAAAUUGAUUUUAUUUGAAUUAUUAUUAAUUUUUUUUUGGUAAAACAUUCGAA
This is a messenger RNA of Chironomus riparius, 1898 nucleotides long. The record is from the annotation of a GenBank genome assembly. NCBI's taxonomy places the organism in Eukaryota, Metazoa, Arthropoda, Insecta, Diptera, Chironomidae.